Molecule: messenger RNA, 1665 nt
Organism: Tetrahymena thermophila SB210
Lineage: Eukaryota; Ciliophora; Oligohymenophorea; Hymenostomatida; Tetrahymenidae
Exons: 1
Source: RefSeq, a predicted model, not a curated record
AGAAUUAUUAAUUUUUUUGCAAAGAAAUCUAAUUAUUUUUAUAAUUUUUUAAUUUAAACUAUGUCAAUCUACUCUGGUUUUGCCAACAGAUAGCUUGAGUCUAACUAUAAUAGAUUAAUAGAAGGUACGUUGCGUAUUUUAUAAAGUCGAAUUCUUAAAUUUUAUGAGGAAUUUCCAGAGGAUGACAAAAAUUUCAUCAAAUUACUAAGCAAAAAUGUAAGUUAUUUAGCGAUUAUGGAAAGAAAUAAAUACUUGCCUCCAAAGCUCUCUGAAUGCUUGAAAGAUAUAUGCUCAUUUUUAGAAAUAGAAAUUCCUUCAAAUGAAUAGCAAGCGAUAAAUGGAAAUAUUAAUAAUUUAUAGCAAGAGGGACUCUAAAGAAAUAAUUCAUUUACAAGAAAAUCUCUUAAUAAAUCACCAACUUAGCAAAAUAAUUAUUAAAGAACUUUUUCUCCAAUUCACAAUGAUUAUUCAACACUCAAAAGAUCAAACUCUCCAGGAUAAUUAAGGGCUCAUUCUCCUAAAGGUGGAAAUAGUAUUAAUUACUCGAACUCUAAAAAAUCUUUAUCUCCUAUUCCUCAAAAUAACAACUAAAUCAAUUAAAAGAGAAAUCAAAAUGGUAAUUAUAGGACAAUAUCACCUAGAGGUACAAAUUAAAACAGAACUUAAACAUAAAAUAGCUAAUAAAAAUUAAAUAGAGAUAAUUCGAAUGGAAAAAUGUAACCAUUUCCUUCAGUUGUAUAAUACAGCAAUUAAAAUUCACAACAAUAAUAUACUAAAAUGAAUCCAAACUAUCUAUAUAAUUACAAUGUAAAAAAGUAGCCAUUAUUGGUAAGCAAGCAGCAAAAUAAUAACAGAAGCCAAUCUCCUAAAGGAGGAUAUGUCUAAGGAUAUUCAAAUGUAAAUACUUAAUACAAAUCAUAAAAUAACUCAAGAAUUAAUUCACCUCGAUUUUCAUCAAGUAACAUUCAAUCUCAAAAUCAACAAAAAAACUUUUAUAAUCCGAGCUAAAAAAACAAUACAAUAAGUGAGGGUAAUUCUUAAUUUUAUGACUACCAUAUCAAUGAAAAGAGGAAUUCAAGUGUACAAAGUAGGAAUUUCAGAAUGAAAACAUUAAAUAAUAGUCCAUCUAAUAAGGAUUACUACUAAAAUGAUAAUUAGCUCACAAAACGACAUAAUAGUAGCCAGAUAUAAAAAGAUUUAUCAAACUAAUUUGGUUUAAACAAGAAAAGUGGUAUAAAUAUGCAAAAAAGAAACAGUCUUACUAAUAAAAUUGUAAAAAAUUAAGAAAGGAAUGGAAAUGAAGUGAUUUAAAAUUAUAACUAUAAUCCAAACGUUCAAAUUAAUAAUAGCAAUCAGUCGUAUUUAACUAAAUAAAAAAUUAGAUAAAGCCUUGAGUAAAAUAAUAAUGACUACUCUUUAGUAGAUGAGACAAUUUCUUAAAUGAAAUAGUAGAUAAACAUUUAUUGCAAAUAAAAUAAGCAAGAGUAAAACCCCUUUGAAAUAUCUCCACCUUAAAACAGCAAUACACUCUAGAAAGGCAGCUAUGACCCAUCUUCAAAAAUUUUGAUGCAAUAAUUAUUGCAAUAAAGUAGGUAAAUGAAUGAAAAAGAUAAUAUAGUUAUAGAAACGAAAUCUUACACUAUUAGCAAGAAUUAGACCUAAUGA